Molecule: messenger RNA, 1113 nt
Organism: Aspergillus puulaauensis
Lineage: Eukaryota; Fungi; Ascomycota; Eurotiomycetes; Eurotiales; Aspergillaceae
Exons: 4
Coding region: 1-1113 (370 amino acids)
Molecular function (GO): hydrolase activity, hydrolyzing N-glycosyl compounds
Source: RefSeq, a predicted model, not a curated record
AUGUGGUCAUAUACAUACCUUCUGGCUUUAAUAAUUCUAGCCACAGCAAUCAGCGCUGUGGACGAGAACAAUGCUCAAUCCGAGAAGCGAUACGCCAUCCUCGACAAUGACUGGCUUGCAGUUAGCUUUCUGCCCUUCCUCAUGACCAUGAAGGGCGGCAUGGAGGUACUGGGUCUAGUCUCAAACACUGCAAACUCAUGGCAGAAACAAUGUGGCCUGCACGCCCUCGCAAACCUUGAAAUCGGAAACCUCAGCUGCAUCCCCGUGUAUCAAGGCGCAACAUGGCCUCUCAUAAACACCCCGGCGCGAUUCCAGGCAUGGGAGGCCGUGCAUGGCAAGCUCCCAUUCCAGGGCGCAUUUGGCCCGCAGAACAAAAGUGCUGAACAGCAAGGGAAGAACCCAGCUUCGGGCGAUCCGAACAGGGUCGUGGAAGAAGCGUUCGUUGAAGGACUUCCGAGAACGCAAUUCGAUAACUCGACGAAUGCGCCCAGCUUUAUGGUCCAGAUGGUGCGUAAGUAUCCGCAUCAGGUUUCUAUCUAUGCGGCUGGUGCGUUGACGAAUGUUGCGCUGGCUGUACGCAUGGAUCCGGAAUUCGCUAUGCUGGCGAAGGAGUUGGUGAUUAUGGGUGGAUAUGUGGAUUUUACCAUGCUACAAGCAGCUGGAGACAUAGUCCAGGCAGAUAUUAACUCUGAUAUCAACUUCAUGAUAGACCCCGAGGCAGCAAAGAUUGCCAUCAAUGCUGAUUUCCCUGAUAUAACCAUUGCUGGAAAUGUUGCAAAUCAAGUGCAGUGCACUCAGGAAUAUCUGGACGAGGUCUACCAGGUCAAGAAUCCAUAUACCGCACUCUUCCAUGAUCAUUAUGGCACCAAAUUUCCAUUCUGGGACGAGACGGCCGCAGCUUUGAUGAUCGACCAUUCAAUUGCUCUUAACACCUCAGAGCUUUACGCCGACGUUGAUAUCUCGUAUGGGAGUCCAAGCUAUGGAAACACCCGCCUGUAUCGAGAGGAGCUUAAACCUCCUGGGGCCCGCGAAGUAAUACACGUGAACCAGAUUGAUGGCGACAAGCUAAAGGAUAUGAUGACGAGUGCUAUGUGGGAGCCUCCUACCUGCUAA